Messenger RNA from Suillus plorans, 1061 nucleotides. RefSeq lists its product as uncharacterized. The coding region runs from base 1 to 909 and encodes 302 amino acids. Lineage: Eukaryota; Fungi; Basidiomycota; Agaricomycetes; Boletales; Suillaceae. The transcript has a single exon. The record is from RefSeq and is a predicted model, not a curated record.
AUGCCGAGGAUACGAAACGACCCAAAUCUCAACAUUUGCCCGGACUACGCAUCGGAGGUUUUUGCGAACAUCCGCGCUCAGCUAGUCAAUGAGAACACGACCGAAGCACAAGCAAUGCAAUUGCUUCGGAACAUCUGGGAAGUGAACAACGACGCAAUCAAAGUGCUUUGGCAACAGCAAGUAGAUGAGGAUAGGGAACGUCAGCAACAGCAUCAAAGGAUAGACGAAGACGAGCGGGAGCGGCUUGAACAAGUGAGGAUUGAGGAAGAGGAAGCGGCGCGCAAAGAAGAGAGGAAAAAGAACAAAUACAAAUUCAUUCCCAUUCUCGAGACUGGAAUACCAGACGAACCGGCCAUCACACCAUGUUCUUACGCUCUAAAGAAACUGGACAAAGGCGAGUACGUGGAAUUAUGGUAUUUCACUAACGACGGCUUGGACGAAGCUAGUAUAAAGAAGACGAUUGACGACGACGCCAUGAUUCUUUCGACUCUGGCUGAUGGCUCCACAGCCUGGGUCUCUUCAGCGUCUACGCGAAGCGCACGUUCGGUGAUUAACGACGAAAAUUUACCUUUUGAAGAGUUCUGUCAAGCCUGUCCGCGCUUUCUGACGGCAAUAGAGGAGGCAGAUUGGCCGCAAGACAGAGUCCGGAUGAUGGCUCGGUUCUGGAUGAACAUUCAAGUUCACAAGUUUCGCUCACUCAGAGACCCCAUAGCUCAGAAGUCGCUCCUGGUCUACCAGGCAGAGCAACGGAAACGGUGGCAUAUCACAGCAAAGUCCUCUGUCGGACCAUAUGAUCUUUCAGACGUCAAUGAGAAGGUUCUCAAAGACACGAGGGACAGAGUAUAUUGGGAUGAGCGCAACAAGAGAGACAACGAACGUGAUUACAAGGUCAGGAUUCGCUUGGAAUGACAAGUAACGAUCAAGCUAACCAUCUCGUUUUUCCUGUUUUAUUUCAUUUAAAAUCAAAACAAAUAUGUCAAACCUGCUACACGCUACACGCCGCACGUUGCACGUCAUACAUAACUUGCUACACGAUGCGCAUCGCACAUCGCACAUUAUAU